AAAGGAAGAGUUCCAACUGCUGGAGUUAAAAUAAAGGCAGAGACUGCAGCAAGGACUGUAAGAUCUUGCUUGGAUCAAGAUAUCUGUAUAAAGCUUACGGUCUGGACAGGCUGAAGCCCCUUGAAUGAUGUGCUUGCAAAUACUUUGCAUUAUUCUGCUGGCUACAACGAAGGUGUGGGCCACUGACCAUGACGAGUGCAGAUGUGAAGAGAGAAUUAAUACCUGCAUUGUCCGUGAUGGAGUGCCGGGAGCUAACGGCCUGCCAGGGAGAGAUGGGUUGCCAGGACCGAAAGGUGAAAAGGGAGAACAAGGAUUACGAGGGAUCCAAGGUCCCCCAGGGAAAGCUGGACCUCCGGGGCCAAAAGGAGAUCGUGGUCCCUCAGGAGACAAAGCAUCAACUGACAGUGUCCAUGCUGAGUUGGAACAGCUGAAAACUCAAAUGAAGUUACUGGAAGCACGGAUUCAGGCGUCGCAAGGAGCCACGACCUCCAAGAAAGUUCCUCCUGGUGUGAGAGUUGGUGAAAAAACAUUCAGCCCGUAUUACAGGCAUGGCUACGAUGGUGCAAAAUUCCUGUGCGAGCAGAAUGGUGGCACGGUCGCCUCUCCAAGGAAUGCUGCUGAGAACAGAGCACUGCAGCAACUAGUGAAAGCACAGAAGAAAAGCGCAAUUCUUGGAAUAAAUGAUAGAGAAGUAGAAGGCUCAUUCCGGUAUCCAAGUGGAGAAAACAUUUCAUUCACAAACUGGGCACCGAAUGAACCAAACAAUUCAAAUAAUGAGGACUGUGUACAACUGUUAGACAAUGGAUUUUGGAAUGAUAAUUCAUGUGAUGGAGAUUAUCUAUUUAUUUGCGAAUAUUAAUCCAAAUGUCAUUGAAAGGUCCAGCAUUGGUCCUGUGUUUUACAUAUUUUAAUGAUGACUCCCACACAAAUUCAUUGUCAAUUAGGCGUCUGCCUAACUGGUGAUUAAAUUUAGUUUAAAAUAGAUUUGUGUAAUUAUUGUUUUCUCUGGUGUUUUCUGAUACUUUCUGGCUGAGUUCAGACAACACAAGAAGCAUGGUGGUUUUUUAUCAUUGUCGCUCUGUCAUGUUGUCUGAAGCCACUCAUGGUAAAUUUCCUAAUUUUGCGAUGUUUUUAUUGUAUGUUUAUGGUAUGUUUUCAUUAGCUGUUGUAAAGCACCAGGAGAGCUUCAGCUGUGGGGACAUAUAAAAAUGAAAUUAAAAUAUUAUUAUUUUAAUCCUCCAUGGGAAAUCUAGUCUUUAGAAGCCAUUUUAAGAAACAAGACUUUGCUCUGAGAGUUCUGAGCAAAUGAGAAAGAGAUUCCCAUUUGAGCCAGCGAUGCAGAAAGACAGCUGAGCUAGGAGUUCCAAGCUUUCAAAGUUUGAAGGGUUCUUCUCUGGAAAUCUGGUACAUGUGAGUAGCAAAUCUGCUACUGUGCUAAGGGACUUGUGUUCUCUACCACCACCACUGUGCUACGUGUGUGUGUGUGU
Messenger RNA from Varanus komodoensis (Komodo dragon), 1487 nucleotides. Its product is annotated as collectin-46-like. Bases 125 to 859 code for a protein of 244 amino acids. Gene Ontology annotation, cellular component: multivesicular body; rough endoplasmic reticulum. The record is from RefSeq and is a predicted model, not a curated record. The transcript has 5 exons. Gene Ontology annotation, biological process: positive regulation of phagocytosis; surfactant homeostasis. Lineage: Eukaryota; Metazoa; Chordata; Lepidosauria; Squamata; Varanidae.